Molecule: messenger RNA, 5623 nt
Organism: Esox lucius (northern pike)
Lineage: Eukaryota; Metazoa; Chordata; Actinopteri; Esociformes; Esocidae
Gene: tent5c
Product: terminal nucleotidyltransferase 5C
Exons: 2
Coding region: 132-1304 (390 amino acids)
Biological process (GO): mRNA stabilization
Molecular function (GO): poly(A) RNA polymerase activity; RNA binding
Source: RefSeq, a predicted model, not a curated record
CCUUUAGUUGAUGCACGCUACAAGCUCUGACAUUUUAGUGUGCGUGUCAGUACGAAUGCUCAACUAACAUCUCAUUUUGCUAUUUAAAUGCCUUGAGAGAAUACUUUUCUAACCUUUAAGACACUUAAAAGAUGGCUAACAAGGGAGAGGCCAUUACCACCAGUGAGAGUGUGUCCCACAGUGUGCUGAGCUGGGACCAGGUGAGUCGUCUCAAUGAGGUCCUGACAGAGGUUGUACCUGUGCACGGCCGAGGGAACUUCCCCACUCUGGAGGUGCGACUGAAGGACAUUGUGCAAAUGGUGCGCACGCGGCUGGAGCUAAGGGGAAUCGAAGUGAAAGAUGUCCGCCUGAACGGCUCCACGGCCAGCCAUGUGCUGGUGCAGGACAUUGGCUGGAGCUAUAAGGACCUGGAUGUCAUCUUCAGGGUGGAUCUGCCCCGUGAGUCAGGGUUCCAGCUGGUUAAAGAUGUGGUGCUGGGCACCCUGCUGGACUUCCUCCCUGAUGGGGUGAACAAGGAGAAGAUCACCCCAAUGACCCUGAAGGAGGCUUAUGUUCAGAAGCUGGUCAAAGUGUACACAGAGCAGGAUCGCUGGAGCCUCAUCUCUCUCUCCAACAACAACGGACGAAAUGUGGAGCUUAAGUUUGUGGACUCUAUUCGUCGGCAGUUUGAGUUCAGUGUUGACUCAUUCCAGAUCUUACUUGACACACUGCUCUCCUACUAUAACUCCUCACCCAAGAAACCCCUGUCUCGCCACUUCCACCCCAUCGUGGUGGGUGAGAGUGUGUAUGGGGACUUUGGCGUGGCUCUGGACCACCUCAGGAAUAAGCUGAUCGCUACCAAACGGCCCGAGGAGAUCCGCGGCGGCGGCCUCCUCAAGUACUGCAACCUGCUGGUGCGAGACUUCCGUCCCACGUCGGAGGAGGAGUUCAAGGGCCUGGAGCGCUACAUGUGCUCCCGCUUCUUCAUCGACUUCCCUGACAUCGGUGAGCAGCAGCGCAAGCUCGAGGCCUACCUGCAGAGCCACUUUGUGGGCGAGGAGAAGAGUAAGUACGACUACCUCAUGAUCCUGCGGCGCGUGGUCAACGAGAGCACGGUGUGCCUCAUGGGCCACGAGAGGCGGCAGACCCUCAAUCUCAUCUCGCUGACGGCCUUCAGGGUGUUGGCCGAGCAGAACGCCAUCCCGGAUGCCUCCAGCGUCACCUGCUACUACCAGCCGGCGCCCUACGUCCGAGACCACAACUUCAGCAACUACUACGUGGCCUCGUGUAACCACAACAUUCCAACAUGGCAGCCAUGUAACUGACGCACAACGCGACUCGACAGGCAAGGAGACCGCUGCUUUGAGAGAGACUAAAUAAAGGAGAAAGAUAUGUGCCAAAGAAAAGAGAAAUUAGGCCAUAACCGGUAUUUCCCUCUGUAGGCAUAAAGGAUUAUUUAAAUGGACAAGUGUUUCAUUUUUGUUUCUUCUUUCUCAUUCCUCAGCUACAGAGGUGUUAAGAUCAUUGGAUCCAAAGUGAUAUUUUUUUAAGUGUUAUUUGGAUUAUUUGCCUUUUCUUAGAUUGUAAUGUUUGGUUUUUGUUGCCCCCUUUUCCCUUAAUCUGAGUUUCAAAUGAAUGUCUUUAUUGUAGAAUGAGUUGUAUUUGGUGCCUUACCUCUUAUUUCUCCCUGAUGUGUUAGUACAUUUGGUCCAUCUUUAAAAGAAAGGGAAAAAAACUAUUGAGGAGUUUAUUUUGAUGUUGCUCCUGUGUGUAUUGAAGAAAUGUCGGGAAAAAUAGAAAAAAAGCAGAAAAAAUUCAAAUUGUCUAGUUAAAAACAGUUAAAAAUAUAUUUAAAAAAUGUGACGCUUAAAGUGUAAAAGGUAGUAAUCUGGAGAUUCAUUGGAUGUUUAGUUCAUUGUUUGGCACUAUGGGAUAUACUCUUCAGUCUUUGGAGAAUUUCCUGUUAGUGAGUUGGGGAUUGUUUCUCCUUUAGAAGGCAUCCAAAGUAAAAGGAAGAGCCGCUCAUUUGUUUUAAAUAAGGCAUAAAUAGGAAAAAUUACCUAUGACUGGCCGUCACUAGCACAGUAGUCUUCUAAAGUGCCAGCUGAUUUAAACUCCACUCUGAAUACCAAAGGCAUAGGGCCGCGAUCACUGUUGUCAAACUGAAGAUUUGAUGUCACAUACAAUGGAUUUCUAAAAAUAUUAUGGAUUUUGGAUUACACAAAGAAUGGCUUGGAUUUACCCGACUGUAAAUGCAGGCUUUUCUUUGGAUGUUUUAGUAAAUUAUUUUACAACUCAAUUGUAGGGUAAGUCGGGUAUUUAGUCUACAAACACUAAUAGCUGCUCAACUUCAUUGGAAUUUGUGGAGUUUAGUUUCUUUUGGCUCCCGGUGUGUCUGUGCUGUGUACACUGUGUAGAAAAUAUUUUAUUUUUUCACUGAAUGUUGGUGACCGCCUCCCUCGAUUCUCUGGUGCCAAGUCAUUUCAUUCGGACUGACAACCUCCCUUCUAAUUCUGUUCUGCCUUGUCAUCGUUCAGUCGGACAGAAAUGCGUCUGUACUGCGUAAAGGUUGCAUCUCAGCCGUGUUAAGGGACUCCCUCUCCAUAAUGUCUCAUGUAACAGGUCAAGUAAAUGAAGAAGCCCUAUCCAAGCAUUUUGCCUGUUUGUGGUAAUGCUUGAAAACCGACUAGGAGAGGAAUCCUUUAAUGAGUAUUGAGAGGCACUCCAUUGUGACUGUUUGGGUCUUUAUUAGCCCAUCUAUGGCCAAACGUAUGUUUUGGGGAGUUGUUUUUCCUUCACACCUCAAAUCUUUUUGUAGAUUAUAGACCUAUCAGAUGUUAACGGUCAAUGUGGCACCGUCCUGGGAUGGCAGUUCCAACUAAUGCCGCCGAGGUUGCAAAGGAAGGCCGGCAAAGGGCUCCGCUAAGUGGGGCUCCUUUUAAGGGAAAGGCCAGUCUGUUCUAGGCUCCGGGAAGAGAGGAAAACCUUGUCCUAGCUGUACUGUACUGCCACUGAAUUCAAAGGUCAGGAAGAGGCCUUCCCCUCUUCUGACUGACCCUUAAAAGGAGCUACCCGUGGUUGGGUCCAGAAAUCCUUGGCAGGCCUUCCUUUGCGAUCUUGGCAGGUGCCUGAAAUGGUAUCCCAGUCUGGUGCUGGCCAACCAAUAGCUGCACCAGCAGUCUAUAAUUAAAGUGGGGAGGGUCUGUGGGGGAUAGUGUGUCUGUGUGCCACCUUACAUGUGUGAAGGCUGAAUUACAAUCCUCUCCAAGGGUUGGUGAAGGGGCAUGCGUGAACCCUUUUCUGGUAGGGGUGGGGGGACUGCUGCCUGCCUGGCACAUUCUACCAAAUGUAAAGUGUCUGGAAUUCCCUUCCCAUUUAGAUCCCUUCACGCUUUGAUUUACAUGGCAGAAGUUGCACUUAGAUCUGCUGUAGGUAUCUCGGCUCCCCCAUCCAACUUUAAACCUCCAUUUAGAAAUUUCCCCCACCUGCCUCCAUCUCUCUUUCUACUGACCUGUCAGUUUACAUUUCUAGUCUACUGAGCCAAAUGUUCCCCUUUAAGUAUUUCUGUCCAAGCAAACCCUGGGAACAUCUCUCGCAGACCUAGAAGGCAAUGCGGCUCACACUGAUGGCUGGGCCGCACUCCUGCCCCCUCCUCCCUCGGUUGACUCCCAGACACGUGCCAAUCCUGCUCUUGAACUCCUCCUUGCGUAAGUGCCAGCAGCUGCCUCAUCAUGCCCCCCCCACCCUCCACCCCACUGUGACACUUUCCAGCUGCUGCUGGUGGAACUUGUGCAAGCUAACAUGCACAUACAGAUAACCCAUGUCCUAGGUCUUAUCUAGCCUGUUCACAGGCUGGUUGCUGUGGGAGGUGGGUCAGCAUGGUCUCCACUGGAGCGGGUCACACCCCUGGGUCAGGGCAGGUUGAGCUGGCUCAGCAGCCCAAAUUAACGUGGACACUGCUUUUAACCUGGUUUAGCUUAGCUUCCAUUUAUGUGGUCACAUUUCAGUGUGGACCAAAGUCUGAACCAGCAACUAGCCCUUAAAAGUGCCUUCAAUUUGGAUGGGUUUCUUUUUCUUAAGGGUGGGAGAAUAUAGGGAAAGGGGUUAGAAGUUUGCUAUUUAUUGUGUGCUUUAUUUAAUGGAUGAGAUGUUUUUCCGCCCUCACCAUCAGUACCACACAUUUGUGGGAGAAAAAUUGGUAGCGUCAUUUUGCAUUUAGUAAUUUAAAAAUUAUAAUUAUGGGUUGAGAUGCUGGAAUUGAAUUAUGGAUCAAGCCUUUUUGUAUCCUGGGAAAUGUUAGCUUUUUUCCUAAGCCUGAUCCCAAACAAACCUUCCUGUGAAACCUAGCUGUCUAGUCAUUCCAGUAGUUCUUGUUCACCUUCUGUCUAAAUUUUGUAAAUUUUAAUUUAGACCCCUCCCCUGACUUUCAGCUUAUCCUAACCGCAGUAACACCCACCCAGCAAGAGCACUGAAAGCCAUACAUAACGUCUGAGGUCAAAGGACAUCCCACUCCUGUGGAAGUACUUUAGAGGCUGUCUGUCUUACUCCAAGCCCAGCUAGCGGAGUGUACAUGCACAUAAGCUAUGGAGGAACCUGUAUGUGGGAGGUGAGCUGGUUCUCAGGGAAAUGUGUUGAAGGGCUCUUCUAGACUUGGUGGAUGAGAUGUGAGCUUUUUUCAUCUGAUUCCUAUAGUUGCAAUUUGUGUGUGAGCGACUCUUCAACCAUGGUACUGAUGAGUUACUUUUUUUAGGGGGGGGUGCAUCACUUUUUGAUUCACUUGUUCAUUCAGCUGGAAAGACCUUGUCUCAGCUGAUAAUGUAUUUCUGAUGCAUUUCUAGAGAGGCUGUCAGUCAUUCCCAGAUACUGUGUGUUUGCCUAGUUUAUCACCAUAUGGUGGUGUGAUGAAUCAGUGAAUCUUUGUGCCAGAAUCAGUAGCUCUAUAAAACCCGGAUGGAAGACUUACUGAAUUCUGGUAAAUCCUGUGUCUUCACCAGCUGUCUCUUACCCAGCCUUCAUUUGUCAUGGUUAUUGUAGUCUUUGUCCUGAGAACAUUUGUGCCUUUUAUGAAUGGUGACCAGCAACGUGUUAUGUAUGUUACCCCAGAAAAGGCUGGGUGUGAGAUGCCUUGGCUAUGUGAUAGUAUGUUGGUGGUAUAAGUAUGGAUGUUUUUGGGAAGUGAUGGACCCCUCCCCCCUUAUUUUUUAUUUUUUGUUCAUUUAUUUGUCCCCCUCGGUCUGUUGUAAUUCCAUGUGGUGAUCUACAGUGUUACAUCUUUCCUCUCCUUUUCUCUAAUGUUUAAAGCACCUUUAGCGGUUUUCGGAAAGGGUUUGGGUGUGCUUUUUGGAAAAUGGAGGCCUUUUCGACGCUCUUAUUGCCUAUUUUUGUAUUAAGAGUUGUGGUGUUUGCAGCGUGUGUGUGCGUGUGCGCCAGGAUGCCUGUGUGGAUGUGAGUUAACUAAAGAGUAUGAAUUUCUCACACUAAAUUGAAAUAGUUAAUGCAAAAGGGCUAUGUCAGCUUUCUGAUUAUGAUGACGGAUCAUUAUACUAUUUCAUUUUUCAGCACUUUUACCUCUCAAGUUUUCCAUAGGAUGGAAAUGUAUAUCAGGAAAAUGUGUUUGAAGAGAAAAAUAAAGUAUUGAACCCCA